Wallemia mellicola CBS 633.66 is the source of this 3597-nucleotide messenger RNA. Its product is annotated as kinase-like protein. The transcript has 5 exons. Gene Ontology annotation, biological process: phosphatidylinositol phosphate biosynthetic process; phosphatidylinositol-mediated signaling. Gene Ontology annotation, cellular component: plasma membrane; cytoplasm. The coding region runs from base 1 to 3597 and encodes 1198 amino acids. The record is from RefSeq and is a predicted model, not a curated record. Gene Ontology annotation, molecular function: 1-phosphatidylinositol 4-kinase activity. Lineage: Eukaryota; Fungi; Basidiomycota; Wallemiomycetes; Wallemiales; Wallemiaceae.
AUGCAAACGAUAGCUUUGAAGUCACCAUCACUGAACUUUAGUCAGACAGAUAUCACCAGUCACGCAUCGAUACAAGAAAAGCGCGCAUCUUUGGUAAAACUCUUACCAAAGCAAGCUAAUGAUAUCCGUUACUUAUCUUCUGAUGAUGUCGUAUUGCUUUUGACAGUGUACAAACUUGAAAACAUACGCUGCCAACAUUGUCAUCCUUCGGGAAUACUCAACUAUUUCCAAGAUGACUGUUUCAGCGAGUCGUCAUCUAGUGAAUGUAUCAAGUCAAUUGCAGAUUCACUGACUAACACUUUCAUACAAUCCUGGGCAAUAAGAUCGAGAUCCCAAUCAAUAGAUGUUAAACUCCUUGACGAGAUCAAAGCGUUACUCGUGGGAACCUGCCAUAGAUUGGAAAUUGUGAGAUCCAUUGCUUUCAGUUUCUCGAAUAGGCUUUUGACAGCAAUACCAAAUUUGGUCUCCAAGCAAGUAAUAAUAUUUACGAUCCUUGAACUGCUCAGUUUGCUUCAUGAGUCAUGUACUAACCAACUGGAAUUUGAAUACUCGUUCAAAUUCAAUUACAGUUCAACACUCGCUGCUUUUGAGGUUGACCUUCCUGACAAUUAUUCGCUCAAGGAUAGCUUGAUUAAAAAGCUUACUCAUUCUCUCGAUGUAUGGGUUAUUUCGGCUUUACCUGGUGCAAAUUUGGAGCUCAGCUCCGCGUUGAGCGUAUAUCUCAGUGAGACUAGUGAAGCAUCUCCAACCCACUAUGGCGCUUCAUUGGCUCUGAAAUAUUCACUCAAGAUACCAUCAAGCGAUUCUCACCUAGCUUCGAAGUCACAAUUGGAUGAAGACCUUGCCGGUGCCUUCUCCAAUAGAUUCGGACUUCGUUGUAAAACUAAUGGUGAAAUUACAGGUGUUAGAUUAGCAUUAAAGAAGGGAGUUAACGAAAUGCACAAAAUACCAGACAAUGAGAUCUCUAAGGAGGAUGUACGUAGACUAAAGAAGCAAACACAAGAUUUACUUUAUGGUAUACACAACAAGGAAUGUGAUUUGACUCUACCUGAUCUCAAGCGUCUUCUUUGGAGAUGUGCAGGUAUCCUUGUUGCAUCGAAUAAGCUUGAUUUUGAGCUCCUCCAUUAUUUGGUUUCAGUUCCCUUCCAAGUAUUCACAGGUGAUUCUAUUUCCACUGCACUUGAAGUAUGGAUUUGGUUGUUCCACGAAAGAAAAGAUUUUCAAACUAAAACCAUUAUGGAAAUAUGCAAUGAAUGGUUAUCAACUAUCAAAGCACGUAAAGGAUUGUUCUCUACAGUGAAUUCCGAAAUUGAUCCUUUCCACGAUGGUAUUGAGUACUCACCAUCGAACGAAGAAGAAAUGAACAAUAAUGCGACAGUAGCUAAGAAAACAUUCCUACCCCAUCUCUACGUUAUUCAAUUAUUAAAUGGAUUCCUCACAUCACUUGAAUCACACGAUCCAGUCGCAAUCUUUACCAUCUCAAAGUGUUUAUAUAAAUCAACGAAAUCUGGCCUGAUGAGCAGACAUCCAUUAUCUAGGGAACUUAGGUUCACAAUCUUGAACACGGCUUUUAGAGUCAUCAGAACUGCUUCAUUGGAUUCCAACUCUGAGAGUUUGUUACGAGAAUCAACGCUCAACUGUGCACUCUCGUGGUUCACUGUUAAGCCACAUUGGUGUUUCGGUGGUAACAGACUACAAAUCAAGUCAGACAUUCAAUGUCUGAAUGUCUUCUUAUUAAAUAUUAAAUCAUCUGGUAGUCUUUCAACCUCUAUGGAUAACACCUACAAAGAAAGAAUAAAACUUUUAGAAGUAUUGCUCGAUAAUGAGGUGAACAAAUUGAAAGUAUGGCUCGAUCCUUUGAACGAUGCGGAGAGAGGUGGUUAUCUUCCAUCACUAAUGCAUAAUGCAACAAUAUCCGAGCAUGAAUGGCAUAAAUACAUUAACAUUGCGUGGGCUCAUUCGACAGAAUUGUUGAUGGGCUUAGCAAGCAGAUUUAAAUCACCAACUAUCACAAGGGAGUUGAAGAAACUGGCGAGACACUUCACAAAUAGUUUUAUUGAUAUCCCAGAAGCUCUUGAACACUUCCUCAAUGGUGGCCUUCAAGAACUCUCUUCAACAUCACUAAGAUUCCUCAACUUUUGGGCACCUGUUUCUCCUUCCUCUGCUUUGGCAUAUUUCCAACCGGAAUAUAAAAAUGAUUCAAUGAUAUUACAAUAUGCAAUGAAAUGUUUGGAACAUCACACAGUUCAACUUACUUUCUUCUACGUUCCACAAAUAGUACAAGCUCUUCGUGAUGAUAAAUUAGGAUACGUGGAAAGAUUCAUUUUCGAGACAGCUAAGAUUUCUCAAUUAUUCUGUCAUCAAAUUAUCUGGAACAUGAAAGCUAACACGCAUAGAGAUGAUAAUGGUGAAUUAGCUGAUCCUAUGAAACCAUUGUUAGAAAAUAUGAUCAAUAUGAUAGUUUCAUCUCUAUCUGGUGAUGCUAAGGAUUUCUACGAAAGAGAGUUCACGUUUUUCGAUUCCGUUACUUCGAUUUCCGGUAAACUCAAACCAUUCGUGAAAAAGAGCAAACCAGAGAAGAAGGAAAAGAUUGACGAGGAAAUGAAACAGAUCGAGGUAGAUCCUGGUGUAUACUUACCAAGUAAUCCAGAUGGUGUUGUUGUCGAUAUCGAUAAGGUUUCCGGUAGACCUUUACAAAGUCAUGCAAAGGCUCCAUUUAUGGCGACAUUCAAGGUCCGCAAAGAGGUCGUUAACCUUGAGUCUGCUGAUGAUGGUAUACUUGACAAUGACCAAGAAGAGAAGAAGCAUGUGUUUGAGAAAUGGCAAGCAGCUAUAUUCAAGGUCGGAGACGAUUGCCGUCAAGAUGUCCUUGCUUUACAAGCCAUAGCUAUAUUCAAAACUAUCUUCUUCACAAGUGGAUUAGCUCUGUAUUUAAACCCAUAUCGCGUCACUGCUACAGGCCCUGGUUGUGGUGUCAUUGAUGUCGUACCAAACGCAACGUCAAGAGAUGAAAUGGGAAGAGCCAAAGUAAACGAUCUCGCGGAGUAUUUCUUACAAACGUUUGGAUCUAAGGAGAGUAUGGCUUACCAAAAGAGUAGACUUAACUUCAUUAGAUCUAUGGCUGCUUACUCUCUCAUUUGCUACAUAUUGCAAAUUAAAGAUAGACAUAAUGGUAAUAUUAUGAUCGAUGGGGAGGGUCACAUAGUUCACAUUGAUUUCGGUUUCUUAUUCGAUAUCGGUCCUGGUGGUAUCAAAUUUGAGCCUAACUCGUUCAAAUUGAGUCACGAAAUGGUUACUGUGAUGGGCGGUAAAGAUAGUGACGGUUAUAAGAUGUUCCAGGAGCUCAUUGUUAAGGGUUUCAUAGCUUCUCGAAUCUAUGCCAACGAGAUUGUAAAUGUCGUCAAGCUCAUGCUGGGAACUGAAUUGCCAUCAUUCAAGGGAGAAGGCACUAUCAGUAGAUUGAGAGAUAGGUUUAUGCUUCAUUUGGAUGAUCGUGCUGCAUCCCAAUACAUGAUUGGUGUCAUUAGAAACGCACACGAGAACUCUCGUUCAAUUGCGUACGAUGAAUUCCAAAGUAGGUGUCUUCAUUAUCUUUAA